This is a messenger RNA of Phacochoerus africanus (Common warthog), 2293 nucleotides long. It is a transcript of the gene MOSPD1, whose product is annotated as motile sperm domain containing 1. Lineage: Eukaryota; Metazoa; Chordata; Mammalia; Artiodactyla; Suidae. The coding region runs from base 233 to 874 and encodes 213 amino acids. The transcript is spliced from 6 exons. Gene Ontology annotation, cellular component: cytoplasm. The record is from RefSeq and is a predicted model, not a curated record.
CUCAUCCUCGAGGGCGGAGAGAGGUGGCAUUUGAGUCCUCCGGUAUCCCAGCAGGCAGUGCAGCCUAGAGAUGCUGACAAAGGACCGGAGGAGCAGUCGCAGCUGCUUUCCGAGGAGCCGGUGUUGCCAAGAUUGCCAAAAUGCUUUGGAGUUUUUAACUGUUUUUGAGAAAAGCCCCAAAUCGAUUUGAGACUGUAACAACAGAAGCUACAGCAAGAGGGAUUCAGUGCCAAUGCAUCAACAAAAAAGACAGCCAGAGUUAGUGGAAGGAAAUCUUCCUGUUUUCGUGUUUCCCACGGAGCUAAUAUUUUAUGCAGAUGACCAGUCAACACAUAAACAAGUGUUGACUCUGUAUAAUCCUUAUGAGUUUGCCUUGAAGUUCAAAGUUUUGUGUACUACUCCAAAUAAGUAUGUUGUCGUUGAUGCUGCAGGUGCAGUAAAGCCUCAGUGUUGUGUGGAUAUUGUGAUUCGUCACAGAGACGUUCGAUCCUGUCACUAUGGUGUGAUAGACAAAUUCCGUCUCCAAGUGUCUGAGCAGAGCCAGAGGAAGGCGCUAGGAAGGAAGGAGGUUGUGGCUACUCUCCUCCCGUCGGCAAAAGAACAACAAAAGGAAGAAGAGGAAAAAAGAAUAAAGGAACAUUUAACUGAGAGUUUAUUUUUUGAGCAGUCGUUUCAACCAGAAAACAGAACUGUCUCCUCAGGACCCAGUUUACUGACCGUCUUCCUGGGAGUGGUGUGUAUUGCAGCUCUGAUGCUUCCUACGCUGGGAGACGUGGAAUCGCUGGUGCCUCUCUACCUCCACUUAAGUGUGAAUCAGAAAUUAGUGGCUGCUUAUAUCUUAGGUCUUAUCACAAUGGCUAUACUUAGAACAUGAGCAAGGAAUUCAGUUGACUUCUGAAGUAAAUUUAUCUUGAAAAUAUGAAUGUGGACUGCCUUUUAUCUCUAUUUCACCCCCUUGCCAUGCUACAAACUAUUGAAUGAUUUACAAUCAUUGCAAAUGUAUAAUAUAUAUUUUAAAUUACUCUAUAAUUUUAUUCCAAGGACUUCAGGCACAUUAUGUUACAGACAGCAAGGAUGCUUCUGAGUGACACUUAGGAAAUUAUUUGAAGAAAUUCUUUUUAUAUUUAAGCCUAUCCUGCAAAAGACUUUAAUUAAGACACUUGUUAUCUUCUCAUCUUUUUUCUAAUUCACUCUGAUUGUUGAGGUCAUGUGUCCUUCAAAGUUAAAGGCCUAAAAGAGCAAACUGACCAGCCUGAAAAUAAAAUGACAUUUAUUUCCUAGCUGCGAACAUCAAUGUUACUAUGUAAAUUAUACCUUGUCCUCUAUCAUUAUAAGCAGUUGCCAUGGUGUUUCUAAAAUAAGAGUUUUACAGUUAAUGUGUAGAGGGUGAAAAAAGAGGCAUCAAGUCCUGAGGGAUCAUGCUUACCUUAGGGUCUCACAGAAGACAGGCUGUAUUUAAUUCAUCUGGUGAACUACAGAAGAGCUUGUGGUCCAGCCACCAAGAAGCAGGGUGACCAUUUUGUUUGGUCUAAGAAUCCGAAAGGAAGGUAGGCAUUUGGUUCGUUAGUGGGUACACCCUGCCUUUCCCUCUGGAUAACGCUUUAUGUUGAUAGGAGGAAAAAUCACCUUAACUUUGCUCCUCGGCCCUUUGCCUGCCUGGAAGCUACUCGUCCAAAUUGGGACUCCCGAUGCCUGGUGAUUUAUGUGGAGGUGAUUUUUCACCUUUAAACUCUAAGCCAAGUUCAAAAGAAAAAACCUUGCUAUCUGUGUCUAUUUUAUAUCAGUCACGGAGACAUUUUUUAAGUUUGUAUUUAUGAUGAAAAUAACUUUACCAAAAAAAGGUCCCUGAAGCACAACUACGUCCGUUUCUUUAUAGCCUCUUCUGAUCUCUAACAUAUAUAUGCAGUUUUACCUGUUAUUGUUAUAGUAACUGAUCUUUUGACUUGGGAUUUUUAUCUUGAGAGCACAAUGCAUCGAGUCUCUUGGAAAUCAUCGUCCAGAUCUUCUUGCAGGAUGCGCUCACGCACGGCUACCGCAGCAGCCUCCAGGAACACACACGAACACAGACGUGUAUGCCUGAGGCUGGUUUUUGCAGGAAACAGCAAUUUACUUCUCAUCUAAAAGCUUUUAUGUAUAGUCUUUCAUAGAAAAUCCUCAUUGUGUAACCAUUGGGGGCAUAGAAAUCAUCAAAUGGAUCAUGUCUGUACAUUGUGUGAUGACUGAAAAGCACAUAAAUGUCAGCCUAUUUUGAACUUUGUAAAAAACAAAAAACAAAAAACACCUCGAGUUUGAA